This is a messenger RNA of Iphiclides podalirius (scarce swallowtail), 1632 nucleotides long. Lineage: Eukaryota; Metazoa; Arthropoda; Insecta; Lepidoptera; Papilionidae. The record is from the annotation of a GenBank genome assembly.
AUGAAUUUAGCCAUGAGUGAGCGCCCGCAACCAUUAAAGGCUAUCAACAGGUUCUUUGAGGGAAAAGAGCCAUGGCAGAUUGUCACUAUGACGGCGACAUCCGUGCUCGCAUUGGUUUGGGCACACAGCCUUUACAAUGGAAGGGAAAGUGUUACGACGAGGUUCAGAAAGGAGUUCUUCAGAUGGCUACGCCAAGUGCCGAUGGUGAGGCGUAAGAUUGAGGAGAAAAUGGCCGAGAUAAAGAAGGACUUCAGAAAGGACGUCGCUAAGCGCCUGGCCGGUGUGACUGUGAGACGGGAGUUGCCACAGACCGGCUUGCCGGCGGAUCAGAUCACUGAGGAGAUAAAGGAUCAUCUCACGCUUGGCUCCUACGACUGGAGAGCCGGCAGCGUGUCUGGCGCGGUGUACCACGUGAGCGAGGAGAUAGCCAAGGUGGCGUGCGACGCUUACUCGCUCGCGGCGUACACUAACCCGCUGCACGCGGACAUAUUCCCCGGCGUGAACAAGAUGGAGGCGGAGGUGGUCAGGAUGGCGGUCAACCUGUUCCACGGCGACGACGGCUGCUGCGGAACGGUGACGACCGGCGGUACCGAGUCGAUAAUAAUGGCCUGCAAAGCGUUCCGCGACCUUGCCUACAGUAAGGGCAUCAGCAGCCCCCAGAUGGUGGUGCCGUCGACCGUGCACUCGGCUUUCGACAAGGCUGCUCAGUACCUAGGCAUCUCGGUGGUCACUGUUCCCGUCGAUCCGGACACCCUCACGGUGGACGUGGACAAGGUGGAAGCGGCGAUAGGCCGCAGAACUUGCCUGAUCGUGGGCUCGGCGCCCAACUAUCCGUACGGCACAAUGGACGACAUCGCGGCGCUGUCCGCCCUAGCGCUGGAGUACGACGUGCCGUUGCACGUGGACGCCUGCCUGGGAGGCUUCGUGGGCGCCUUCAUGCCGGAAGCGGGACACCCGAUAGCCGACUUCGACUUCCGGCUGCCCGGUGUCGCGAGCAUAUCCGCAGACACGCACAAGUACGGCUACGCUCCGAAAGGCACCUCGGUGAUCCUCUACCGUCGCGAGGAGUAUCGCCACUGCCAGUACACCGUCACCACCGAGUGGCCGGGCGGCGUCUACGGCUCUCCCACCGUCAACGGCAGCAGGGCGGGCGGUCUAAUCGCGGCCUGCUGGGCCACCAUGAUGUUCGUCGGCAAAGCGCGCUACGUGCACAUGACCGACGAGAUCGUCACCACCGCCAGAUACAUUGAGAGCGAGCUGCGCAAGAUCGAGGGCCUGUUCGUGUUCGGGAAACCUUCCACCACCGUGGUGGCUUUCGGCUCGCGCCUCUUCGACAUAUUCAAGCUGGCGGAACUGCUCCAUAAAAAGGGCUGGGCCCUGAACGCCCUGCAGUUCCCGUCCGGGGUGCACAUUUGCGUGACGCACGCGCACACGCAGCCGGGCGUGGCGGAGCGCUUCGUGGCGGACGUGCGCGACGCGACGCGCACCUGCCGCGCGCACGCGGGCGAGCCCGUGCAGGGGAAGAUGGCGAUCUACGGGGUCGCCCAGGAGAUAUCAGACAGGAGCCUCGUCUCCGACAUAACCAAACACUUCAUCGACUCCAUGUAUUACCUACCUCGACCUGAAGACCAA